AUGACAACCAUCACCACGAACAUGAUGAACCCCGGUCCAAGCCUUGGAUAUCGGUUCCAACAGAUGCCUGGGAGAGUUGUCGACGAAAUAUUAAUGGGCGAGGGGCCUGGACGAAGGCUUCGAAAGAAUGUGGCUAAUGUGCGAAGACACGUCGACUACGUUCCAUGCUGCCUAAACUUAACACAAAAUCGUCUGAUUCAAUUGGGACGUCAAGAUCGCCGUGCUGCUCAGCCCGAUGAACUCUACCAAAACACGCCGCUGCCACCAGCUGCCACACCUGACAAACCUAUUGAUUGCGUAAACACAAAGUUUGUCCGGGCCGCCAUGAACAAAGUGAAAUGCCCUGUAUACACGUUAGCGUGGACACCCGAAGGAAAGCGCUUGAUCACUGGUGCGUCCACUGGUGAGUUCACGUUGUGGAAUGGUGUUGCAUUCAACUUCGAGACGAUUCUUCAGGCGCACGAUGUACCAAUUCGAUCAAUGUCCUGGUCCCAUAAUGGGCAUUGGUUGAUCAGUGGUGAUGGCGGUGGCUUCAUCAAAUACUGGCAGCCCAAUAUGAACAACGUGCACAUGUUUCUUGCUCAUAAAGACGAAGCGGUUCGUGGAUUGAGAUUUGGGCCAAAUGACGCAAAAUUUGUUUCUGGAUCGGAGGAUGCUACCGCAAAAAUUUGGGAUUUCGCGCGUUUCACAGAAGAGGCAACACUACGUGGUCAUGGUUCAGAAAUUCGAUGUGUCGAUUGGCAUCCAUCGAAAGCGUUGAUUGUGAGUGGAAGCAAAGAUACUCAACAACCCGUGAAGCUUUGGGAUGCAAUGAGUGGGAAAUGCGUGAGCACACUACAGCAUCACAAGUCUUCGGUAAUGUCUGUCGAAUUCAAUCAAAAUGGAAAUUGGUUGUUAACAGCGUCCAGAGAUCAGCUGGUGAAAAUGUACGAUAUCCGCACGAUGAAAGUUAUGAGAAAUUUCCGCGGACACAAGAAAGAAGUGACAUCUCUCGCUUGGCACCCAGUUCACGAAGGACUUUUUGUUACGGGUGGUGGUGAUGGUUCGAUUGCCUAUUGGCUUGUGGAUCAUGAAAAAGAGAUUGCCUUAUUGGAAAAUGCGCACGAUCAAGCAAUUUGGUGUAUGAAAUGGCAUCCACUUGGCCAUAUUUUGGCUACAGGAUCUAACGAUAAUAAUACAAAGUUCUGGGCUCGAAACCGACCGGGAGAUACUCAAGAAGACAUCUUUGGGCUUGCUUCAUUUCAAUCGUCUCUACUGGGAACGUCGGAUCAAAGAGAGCAGAAAAUUAUGUUCAAGGAUCGAGAAAAAGAGGCUUCUGCAGUUGUUAUUCCUGGAAUGGGUCUUGAUGAGGACGUUUAUCAAAGCAUGAACAAAGACGUUGGAUCAGUUUCGAUUCCGUUGUCUAUAGAUGAGAUGGUUCCGGGACUCAACACCGGUGCUCGACGCACUUUGAUUAAACAACCGCCAGCGAAAAAGGCGCAACGCCAGUUUGAAAGAAUGUGGAAUGUGGCCAAACCGGGAACUGGAGAAGACAACUAUGACGGAGAAGAUGCUAUGGACGAGAUUGACCCUUAUGCGAGAGCUGAGAAGAAAAGCUUGUUGGGUCCACCACCGUCAUCGACUAGCAUGCUGGGAGGAGGAGGCUCUCAAAUUACUUCAGUUCCACCACCUACAAAGCCGACGUCUAUGCUUACUGGAGCAAAUAGAGGAUACCUUGGCCCACAAAGACCAACACUCUUGGCCAGACCACCUCAGGCGCAACCAGCAAACGAUCAAGAAAUGUCGCUGGGUGCAGCGAAUCAACCACCACGACCUCCAUUUCCGCCAAGUGGAUGGCCACCAGGAAUUCCGAUGCCUCCCAACAUUGCUGCCAUGCACAGCGCACAACAACAAAGACAGCCGCUUGGAGCAGCGAUCAAUGAUGAAGAUUACCGACAACAACCAGCUGAUGAGGAUUAUCGAGAAGUUGACGAAGAUUAUCGCCAAGACUACGCAUCAAACGUUCCUCAAGCGACCAACGGAAGAGAAGACCCGACAAGUUGGAAGAAAAACGGAUAUCACGCCAAUGCUCAGGCACCGCCACCUUUUCAAUCGCAAACAAAUCAAGCUCCUCUAAAAGAUCAUCAGAACGAGUUUUCACAGCGAAUACCAUUUUCUGGACACGUACCUGAGCCUCAAGUUAGUGCCCCUCUCCCAGGAAUGCCUCCACAAUGGCCGCCCGUAGGUGUGAACUUUGCUAUGCCGCCUCCUGGCAUGGGAGUUCCUCAGCCUCAACAAAUGAAUGCGAUACCGCAAAUGGUUGUUACAGCGCCGCAGCAAUUCAAUGCUCCGCCUCCACAACAAAUGGGAGCACUGCCGCAAAAUCAGCAGGGCGGACGGGGCGGCUAUCAAGGUGGGCAAGGUCCAAUGCGUGGACAGCGAGGACGUGGCAGAGGACGAGGUCGACCCUAU
Mesorhabditis belari is the source of this 2451-nucleotide messenger RNA. The record is from the annotation of a GenBank genome assembly. NCBI's taxonomy places the organism in Eukaryota, Metazoa, Nematoda, Chromadorea, Rhabditida, Rhabditidae.